AAUCGUCUCUUUGUGGAUUUCUCGACGGCGCCAUUUUGAGAAGUUUAACGUGUAAGGGGUAUUUGUUGGGCACACUUUUAUUGAUUACGCUACAUUUUGGUAAAUUUAUACAUAAAUUGCAGACGUUGAAAGGUGAGUAGGCCAUAGGAGUACACCGAAAAUGGCAACGGGAGCAAAUGCAACUCCGUUAGGGAAGUUGCACCCCAGCAUCGGCGCUAAACGAGGAUUUGAUGCGGGGCCUGGUGCGGGAAACGGGCUGAUGCCGACACCGGGGCCGCCUGCCUCCUUCCCGGCUCUGCAAGUAUUUCAGCCCCCAAUGCCGACCGCCGCUUUCCCGCAGUUCAGUCCGGCGGCAGGGUUUGCUGCCCCGCUCCCACAGCAACAACUACCGUCGGUCGUGUCCGGACCAGAUUUUGGCUCGAAGAAACAAAGGAAGAAGAGUCGCUGGAGCAGCGAGACGCCCGAUCAGAAGACGGUCAUUCCGGGCAUGCCCACUGUCAUUCCCCCCGGCCUGACCCGGGACCAAGAGAGAGCCUAUAUAGUCCAACUGCAGAUCGAAGACCUGACUCGUAAACUGCGUACAGGAGACCUGGGAAUCCCUGUUAACCCUGAGGACAGGUCUCCGUCUCCGGAGCCAAUCUACAACAGCGAGGGGAAGAGGUUAAACACCCGAGAGUACCGCACGCGGAAGAAGAUCGAGGAGGAGCGUCACUCCCUCAUCACAGAGAUGGUCGGACUGAACCCUGACUUCAAGCCUCCUGCAGACUACAAACCUCCAGCCACCAGAGUCAACGACAAAGUGAUGAUCCCCCAGGAUGAGUACCCUGAAAUCAACUUUGUUGGUCUUCUGAUCGGGCCGCGAGGUAACACGCUGAAAAACAUUGAGAAGGAGUGCUGUGCCAAGAUUAUGAUCCGGGGGAAAGGUUCGGUGAAGGAGGGGAAGGUCGGCCGGAAAGAUGGACAGAUGCUUCCAGGAGAAGACGAGCCGCUGCACGCCCUCGUCACCGCCAACACCAUGGAGAAUGUCAAAAAGGCCGUGGAGCAGAUUCGUAACAUUCUGAAACAAGGCAUCGAGACGCCUGAGGAUCAGAACGACCUGAGAAAGAUGCAGCUGAGGGAGCUCGCCAGACUCAACGGCACCCUGAGGGAGGACGACAACAGAAUCCUUCGUCCGUGGCAGAACGCUGAACCUCGCAGCAUCACCAACACGACCCUGUGCACCAAGUGUGGUGGAGCUGGACACAUCUCCUCCGACUGCAAAUACACCAGCACCUUCGCUGCCCACAGAGCGACGGGCGGCGAGCCCCCUCAGUCGGCUCAGGACAAAGCUCGUAUGGACAAAGAGUAUCUGUCCCUCAUGGCCGAGCUGGGGGAGGCUCCGGUCCCUUCGUCUGGAGGAGGACACUCUGGAAACCAGGGAGGAGCACCCCGGUCCUCAGGACCCAACAGCAACCAGCCCCCACCGCAAAACCGCCCCCCCUGGAUGAGCUCCGGGCCCACUGAGAACAGGAACUACCACAGCAUGCAUGGUGGACCGGGAGGUCACGGAGGACCUCACAGCUUCCCUCCCCCCAUGCCAAACAUGGGAGGCCCCCCAAUGCCUCCAAACCCCAACGGCCUGCCUCCCCCCUGGAUGCAGCCCCCUCCUCCUCCCAUGGGCCAGGGACCAGGACCUCAUGGACACCCCAUGGGUCUUCUGCCGCCUCCGAUGGGCAUGAUGCCUCCUCCCCCUCCUCCCCCCAGCAACCAGCCGCCUCCCCCUCCUUCUGGACCCCUGCCACCAUGGCAACAGCAGGCUCCACCCCCACCUCCAACCAGCAGUAUGGCAACCAGUACACCGCUGCCAUGGCAACAGAACACCACCACCACGUCCAGCCCUGGAACCGGCACCCUGCCCCCCUGGCAGCAGCCCCAGCAGACUGCAGCCUCCGGAGCUCAGCCCCCUCCACCCAUGGGAACCCCCUCCAUGGUGCCGCCUCCCCCUGGCGUCCAGCCCCCACUGCCCCCCGGAGCCCCUCCUCCUCCCCCUCCCCCUCCCCCGGGCUCAACAGGCAUGAUGUACGCGCCUCCGCCUCCCCCGCCUCCCAUGGACCCUUCCAACUUUGUCACCAUGAUGGGGAUGGGGGUGCCGGGCAUGCCCCCCUUUGGCAUGCCUCCUGCACCACCGCCCCCUCCCCCUCAGAAUUAACCCCCCCCUGCAGAAGAAUCGUCCUCCCAUACGUGUGCUCACAGAAAACAUAUAACCAGUGCUUUAUUUUUUAAUGAUCAUCCAUAUGAGAGGCUGUCGGUUGAGUUUGUAAAGUAACUUAAUCAGUUCUGUUUUUAAAAUUCACACUCUGCGAACAAACGCGUCCUGAUCACUGACGCAGUUCAUCCUCCUACCUGUAAACUAAACAACUCAUCAGAUAUCCAGCAGCGUCUAAUUUCUGCUCAUCGCUUCUUCACUCAAACGUUACGUUAUUGGAGAUAAUAUAUUGGAACUUGUCUUGCAUGGCCCAUUAAAACACAUCGCUCACAGAUGAUUCUCCCGUCAUGUCCCCCGUGUCGGCUUAACGUUGAAUAAGAUUAAUAUUUUUGUAAUAACGACGUGAAGUGUUUCUUAGUUCUGUCAGAAAAUCUUUUUGUAGUUCUGUCUCUGAUGUUUUCCAGAAGUUUCCAGGGUUUUUAUUGUUUUGUUUUUUUCUUUAGUCUACUUGCCUGCGUCUCAGUCGUGACAUUGAGUUUAAAAAGAGGGGGGGAGGGGGGUUUGAUGCUUCUGACCCGCCUGCACUACUUGAAUGCUAAACAUCCGAUGUAUCUUUGUUUUCCGGACAUGAUAUGACGCUGUGUGCAGUGUUUGUGUUGCUCUCUGCAAGGACAAAGACAUGUUAGUUUUACUCUCUUUCUGGAAUCGGUCUGUUGUGUUGAGUGUGAAUGAAUAGCUGUUGAAAUCUUGCUUUGUUUCGCAUUAAACUGAUCCAUUUCA
Molecule: messenger RNA, 2965 nt
Organism: Labrus mixtus (cuckoo wrasse)
Lineage: Eukaryota; Metazoa; Chordata; Actinopteri; Labriformes; Labridae
Gene: sf1
Product: splicing factor 1
Exons: 12
Coding region: 161-2188 (675 amino acids)
Biological process (GO): regulation of mRNA splicing, via spliceosome
Cellular component (GO): nucleus
Molecular function (GO): zinc ion binding; mRNA binding
Source: RefSeq, a predicted model, not a curated record